This is a messenger RNA of Diversispora eburnea, 319 nucleotides long. The record is from the annotation of a GenBank genome assembly. NCBI's taxonomy places the organism in Eukaryota, Fungi, Glomeromycota, Glomeromycetes, Diversisporales, Diversisporaceae.
GAUUGAUAAUUUUCUGAAUGAAAAACGUAAUGAACAGAUUCGUAACGAAAUAAGAGAAAGGAAUCAGGAAAAGAAGCUAUUACAGAGUAAUGAAGCUUCCGCUUCUCAAGCCCAAAACUCAUAUUCGGAUAGCUCGCCAAAAUCUUAUGAUGAAUUACACCCUUUGAUAGAAGAAUUAAGAAUAGAACCUUUAGUGGAAGAUACCAUUAAAGUUGUUAAUGUAGAUAAAAAUUCUACAGAUAAACAAUCACUCGCAAUCGAAUUGGUUCAUCUAUUUAAAAAAAUAAGCUUGGCAGAAAAUAAUACUAAACGAGCCAAG